Molecule: messenger RNA, 1565 nt
Organism: Drosophila serrata
Lineage: Eukaryota; Metazoa; Arthropoda; Insecta; Diptera; Drosophilidae
Gene: zpg
Product: zero population growth
Biological process (GO): phototransduction
Cellular component (GO): plasma membrane; gap junction
Molecular function (GO): gap junction channel activity
Source: RefSeq, a predicted model, not a curated record
UUAAUCUACCUGCAGAGAAAAAGAAAUGACAAUACUAUACAACAACCGUUAGUUUCCCGCGUGCUUUUGUAAAUUUUCUUCUCGGCUGAAUUGACGCUCCUCCAAGAAAAUCUGAUUUAAUCCAUAAAGCGACGUAUAUUAACUCCUCAAAAAUGUAUACAGCUGUUAAGCCGCUGUCCAAGUAUCUGCAGUUCAAGUCGGUGCACAUCUACGAUGCCGUUUUCACGCUGCAUUCAAAGUGCACGGUGGCCUUGCUACUGGCCUGUACUUUUCUGCUCUCCUCGAAGCAGUACUUUGGCGAUCCCAUCCAGUGCAUGAAGAACGCGGACUUGGACUACUUCCAAGCCUACUGCUGGAUCUACGGGGCAUACGUGCAGUCCAAUAUAACGAGGGCGCCGUCGCUCAAUGGCGAAAUUCAGUGCCACCCGGAUGUGGUGGGUCGCUCGGUGCCGCCGGGAAACCGUCGCUACAUUCGCUACUAUCAGUGGGUGGUGCUGGUCUUGCUGCUGGAGUCCUUUAUCUUCUAUUUACCGGCUUUCCUCUGGAAGAUUUGGGAGGGCGGUCGGCUGAAGCAUUUGUGCGCCGACUUCCAUCAGGCGGUGGUGUCCAAGGACAAGAGCAAGGCCCACUUGCGGGUGUUGGUCAACUACUUCACCAGCGACUACAAGGAGACGCAUUUUCGCUACUUUGUGAGCUAUGUGUUUUGCGAGAUCCUCAAUGUGCUCAUCAGUAUUGGCAACAUCCUCCUGCUGGACGUGUUUUUCGGCGGCUUUUGGAUCCGUUACAUGGGUGCCCUUGUAGCCUUAUAUGACGGCAAUUUGGAUGAGUGGAAUGACAUAACCAUGCGCGUCUUUCCCAAGUGUGCCAAGUGCGAGGUGCACAAGGUCGGCGACAGCGGCUCCGAUAGCAUUUACGACAAUUUGUGUCUGCUGCCGCUCAACAUUCUGAACGAGAAGAUCUUUGCCUUCCUGUGGAUCUGGUUUAUUCUGAUGGCUGCCUUGGUGGCCCUCAAGUUCCUGUACCGCCUGGCCACAAUUUUCCAUGGAGGCAUGCGCUUCCAGUUGAUGCGGGCCCGGGCUCGCUUCAUGCCCAAGCCCCACCUGCAGCUGGCCCUGCAAAACUGCAGCUUUGGCGAUUGGUUCGUUCUGAUGCGUGUGAGCAACAACAUUGGUCCGGAGAUAUUUCGCAAGCUGCUGGAGGAGCUCUACGAGGCCCAGACCAUUACGAAGAAGAUACCGCCCGGAGCGGACGAAGUCUGAGAGCUACUCGUCGUAUAUUUAAUCACCAAGUUGUACAUGAAGUAAGUCCUUUCGUUCUUUUUUCUAUAUGACGUCUCACAUUGAAGAUUAAGAUGACAAGAAGACAGCUAUUACAUUUUUUGAUAUAUCUCGUACUCAUAUUCACAUUAUCUUUCAAAUUUUCGAUAUAUCUCGAAUACAUAUUCUCAUUACUUGUAAUCCCUCAUCGAUAUGUACUUAUUAUCGAACAAAUUGUUAACUAAAGGAACCUUAAACUCAAGCUAAGCUAAAUAUAUAUAGCACUUUCAGUUGUUCAGCACUACAUAA